CACAGAUUCAACUUUCUUGCCUUUAUACAAUUGGAGUGAAAUUAAGCAGAGAACUGUUUUGGAAAACAGUAGGCCGAUUACACAUUAAGCAACGAUAUGGAUAAAAACUAUACGUUCGAGUUUGAAGGUGACGGCGGUAACAAUAACAGCCACAAUAUUUUAAGCGCCAUCAUUCUUGCUGCUGGAUUCAUAGCAAAUUUGGUGGCUGUUGUUUUUCUGUACAAACACUUACAGAAGCACAAAGAAGCGAAUCACAUAAUUCUUUUAUUUACAUUAAUCAUGGUUGACUUCAUAUGUAUUGCCCUUUACAUACUUCGUAGGAUUUUGCGAAACUUUGUGUCAUGUAAUUUGUUUGGAUUCACAAAUUACUUAUUUCCGCUAGCAUCAGGGUCUAUGUCUUCACUGAUGUGUUUCGAGCGAUGCAUCUCUCUUUCGAUGCCGUACCGUUACGGUAACUACUUUCAGCCCAAGAAAACUAAAUUUUAUGCUGUAGCCAUAUUAGGUUUGAUGGUGUGUGUCAGUGCGCUACCAUUCGUCGGAGUUGGUAGCUAUGAUAAAAUAUUUUUUGGACCUGUAAGUUUCUGCAAAAACUUCUAUAUUCCAAGUGAUCCUGCCAUUUACAAUGUUCAUUUUGCCCUAUAUAGUUUGUGUGGUUGGUCAAUCGUUGUCAUCGGCGCCGUUUCUAACAUUAGAGUGGUUUACGCGAUUUACGCUAUGACAAAAAUGCACGCAGCAGUAAAUCUGAACCAAGCACCACAACUCAGAAACAAAGAAAUAAAGAGGCAAACCAACAUCGCUAAAACUGUGAUUGCGAUUUUCACUGGAUUCACAAUAUGCUGGGUUCCUUGGCUUGUGGUGUUGAUAAUUCUGAGAGCCGGAAAACUUGUCAACAAUGAUAUUAUCAUUGUGACAUCGCAAAUGCUUUUGGCGAACCAUUUAGUUGAUCCGAUUUCUUGGGUCUUGACCAGUCCAGGAAUAUAUAAGGUCAUAAGUACCAAGUUGCGUGUACUCUUACCCUGCUUUCAAAGGUCUUCAGUGUCUGUUGGUCCAUUCGAGACGACUAAUACACAAAUAGCAAUAUGAUCAAAUAUAACCAUCACAUUUGAUAUAAAUU
Anneissia japonica is the source of this 1114-nucleotide messenger RNA. Its product is annotated as prostaglandin F2-alpha receptor-like. The transcript is spliced from 2 exons. Gene Ontology annotation, molecular function: G protein-coupled receptor activity. Gene Ontology annotation, biological process: adenylate cyclase-activating G protein-coupled receptor signaling pathway; positive regulation of cytosolic calcium ion concentration; inflammatory response. The record is from RefSeq and is a predicted model, not a curated record. Bases 97 to 1083 code for a protein of 328 amino acids. Lineage: Eukaryota; Metazoa; Echinodermata; Crinoidea; Comatulida; Comatulidae. Gene Ontology annotation, cellular component: plasma membrane.